AUGAGCAAAAGAAGAGCCCCCUAUGAGUUGGAUUAGAAUAACCUCUCUGACGAUGAGCACGCAGCUCCUGAUUUGGGAAAGAUUAGCACUCCUGAAGAAAUUGCAUAAAGAAGAAUUUUGAAGAUCAAGGGUCCUAAGUCAGAAGAGUCUACCACACCUGCUAAGCUAGUUCUCCUCGAAAAGCUUGAAGACGCUUAACCUGCUGCUAAUAACAAUGGUAAUCAUGCUAACGAAGCUAAAGAAGGUACUAAUGGAGACAAAAUUGAAGAAAAAAAAAUUGAAUUCUCUACUAGCUCCUCACUAUUUGCUAAGACUGAUGCUACUAAUGGUAAUAACAAGCAUACUGAAAAUAAAGAAGAAUCAAAGCCUGAAUAAUCAGAAAAAGAAACAGAAAAAGUUAGUGAACCUGCUAAAGAAAAAACUACAAAUGACACAUCUCUAUUUGGAAGUAUAAAACCUUCUUCUGCUACUAGCGGAUUAUUCGGUAACACUUCCACUACUGGUGGACUUUUUGGUAAAUCUACUGGAACUGGAACUCUUUUUGGCAAUUCAAACUCCUUAUUUACACCUUCCUCUGGUACUGGACUUUUUUCUAAUGCAAACAAAGUUGAAGGAGGCUAAACUAUUCAAAAUAUUUUCAACACUGAUAAACCCACUGGAAGUCUUUUUGGAAGCUUGCCUACAAGCAAUGCCACUUCUCUCUUUGGUAAUGCAAAGCCUGCAGAAUCUUCCAGUCUUUUUGGUGAUCUAAAAAAUAACACCACUGGAGGUUUAUUUAGUAACAUCAAAUCAAAAGGUUCUGAUGAUGAAGGAGAUGAAGGUGAAGGUGAAGACGAUGAUGAACUUGAACAUAGCCCUGAAAUUGAUCCCUCAUAAAUCUAAAUGAAAUACUAAUACGAUAACCCCUAUGAGAAAGUAAUUGAUAAGAGUGUCCUUAAGGUAAGAAGAGGUGAUGGAGAUAUCUUAGAAAAGGGUUACAUUUCAUUUGAAAAGUUCAAGGCUGAUGAUAAAACUCCUAACAUUUUGGUCUACAGAGAUCAAAUCAAAAAGGUUAUUUUCACUAUUGUUGUUACAAAGAAAAUCAAUAAAGCUGAAAAGAUUUAAAACAGCACUAAAAAUCUUAAAUUCAUAUUCUAUAAAAAAUAAGAUGAAAAGUUCGUUCCAGACAUCAUCAAGGUUUAGUUCCAUGAUGAAAAAGACGGAGAAGAAUUUUACAAUAAAUUCUAAGAAUAUACUUAAAAUUGA
Messenger RNA from Tetrahymena thermophila SB210, 1245 nucleotides. RefSeq names its product nucleoporin, putative. The transcript is spliced from 11 exons. The record is from RefSeq and is a predicted model, not a curated record. Gene Ontology annotation, biological process: intracellular transport. NCBI's taxonomy places the organism in Eukaryota, Ciliophora, Oligohymenophorea, Hymenostomatida, Tetrahymenidae.